CGUAUAACAGUUUUUCUGGAUCCAUUUUUUUCACAAAAGGGAAAAUAUUCUUAACCCUUCAUGUAGCUGUUUUUUUUCUUUUAAUAAAAAUGUACCUCAUAUCAAAGAUUUUUUUUUUUUUCUGUCACGAAUGUAAUUAUUUCAAACAGCCACAUGAGGACGUCCUAGACCGUCACAUGAUGUCUGUUGUUUGUUUCAGGCCCCUCCCUAAUUCAUAGGACGAUAUUUCCAUAGUGCUUUGUUACAAAGAGUCGCAAACCAGGAGUAGACGGAAACCCUUUUGCUCAUUCCCCUUCCCAAAGCUCUCUGUUUUAAUACCUCAAGACGAACAUGAACUAUCCAAAAUAUUAAAUGGAGAUUACAGUCCAUACGAUCGUUUAUAGUACUGGAUAGCAAUAUGCCGACGGGACGGAUACGCGGACCUUUUUGGAUCAAUUUGCUCUUUGUCAUUUUGGAAUGCUGCUGGAAACUGGGAUGUGGACAGCUCUCUUACUCUGUAUCUGAGGAGGUAAAUCCAGGUACUUCUGUGGGAAAUCUCGCAAGAGAUUUAAACCUUAACGUACUUGAUUUGGAGGCACGCACUUUUCAGAUUGUCAGCGGCUCGAAGAGAAAAUAUUUCGACAUAAAUCUGAAAACGGGCAGCCUUUAUGUCACGGAAAGAAUCGACAGAGAGGAGCUUUGUGCAAAAGCUGAGAAAUGUGUUGUUAAUGUGGAGGCUGUUGUUAACAGUCCGCUAAAACUGUAUCGACUGGCGAUAAACAUUAUUGAUAUAAAUGAUAAUGCGCCAUAUUUUUCUGAAACGCUGCAGUCUCUCAAUAUAGCAGAGAGUACAGCACCAGGAGGGAAAUUUGGAUUUGUGGGCGCGUCAGACAUUGACGUCGGAAAGAACAGCGUUAGCACAUACAAGCUAAGUCGAAAUGAUUAUUUCUCCUUAGAGAUCCACAAAGGUGAAGACAGUGUGUCGGCAGAGCUUGUGCUUCUGAAAGCUCUGGACCGAGAACAACAGCCGACCAUCAAACUUACUGUGACCGCUGUGGAUGGUGGAAAUCCACCAAAGUCGGGAACAGCAAACAUUAUUGUCAGUAUUUUAGAUAGCAAUGACAACUCUCCAGUUUUCAGUAGUUCCUUGUAUAAGACGAGAAUAUCUGAGAACGUAUCAGUAGGUAGCACAGUUAUAGUUUUGACAGCAGUCGAUGCAGAUGAUGGGAUAAAUGCCGAAAUAGAAUAUUAUUUAAGAACUAAAGGUCAAGAUCGGAUUUUAGAUCUUUUCCAGAUUGACGCUAAAACAGGUGCACUUCUAGUUAAAGGAAAUAUUGACUACGAAGAAAGCCCUGCCUUUGAAAUCCAUGCUGAGGCAAGUGACAAAGGUCACCCUCCAAUGUCUGCUCAUUGUAAAGUGCUGGUAGAAGUGGUGGACUUGAAUGAUAACGCUCCUGAGAUCAGUGUGACAUCGCUGUUAAACACAGUGAAAGAGGACGCACAAGUAGGUACAGCUAUUGCUCUUGUUUCUGUGGUGGAUAAAGAUAGCGGUAAGAACGGGGAAGUAAAAGCUGUUAUUAUGAAUGAAACCCCGUUUAAAUUGGAAACAAAUUACAAAAAUUCUUACUCGUUAGUAGUGAAUAGGCUGCUGGAUAGAGAGAUUGUUGCCGAAUACAAUAUAACUAUGGUGGCAACUGAUGGGGGGAUCCCAUCGCUGUCCAGCACGGACACUGUUAAUAUUCAAGUAUUUGAUGUCAAUGACAAUCCACCACGAUUCUCUGAACCACUAAUAAAUAUUUACUUGAGAGAGAAUAGUGCGGUGGGAACAGUUAUUAAAAUUGUUUCGGCAAUUGAUGCUGAUAUUGAUAAUAAUGGUAAGGUGAGCUACUCUCUUUUACAAACCAGCACUGAUCCACUGAGUUCAUCUAAACUUGUUAGUAUUAAUUCAGAGACCGGAGAUAUAAUCAGUCUGCAGGCUUUUAACUUUGAGGAGUUGAAAACGUUUCAGUUUAAAGUUCAGGCUACAGACUCUGGUGUUCCUCCACUCAGCAGCAACGUGACUGUUAAUGUUUUAAUAAUCGAUGAAAAUGAU
Messenger RNA from Poecilia reticulata (guppy), 2071 nucleotides. NCBI's taxonomy places the organism in Eukaryota, Metazoa, Chordata, Actinopteri, Cyprinodontiformes, Poeciliidae. The record is from RefSeq and is a predicted model, not a curated record.